AUGGCCAAAGAGAAUAGUGUUGUAUCUCAGUUUCCCAACAAUUCACAAGUGCAGGGUGAAAAUUUUGAUCAUCAAAAUCUUGUAACAUUAGUAGCAGAUAAAAGAAAGGUGGAGAAUACCGAAGGACUUGAGGGCACAUUUUCUGCGUUUCCUGGAUGGUAUGCUGAUGAAUCUUGGCCAGGAGCAGCACACAUAUACAAGAUGGAAAAGGUCAUAUUCCAAGGGAAAUCAGAAUUUCAAGAUAUCCUUGUAUUUGAGUCAUCAAGACAUGGCAAGGUUGCAAUUCUGGAUGGGUAUAUCCAGCUGACAGAGAAUGAUGAAUUUGCUUACCAAGAGAUGCUCACUCACCUUGCACUUUGUUCCAUUCCAAAUCCAAAGAAGGUGCUGCUAGUUGGAGGAGGAGAUGGUGGAAUUCUUAGAGAGAUAUCUCGCCAUUCUUCUGUUGAGCAUAUUGAUAUAUGUGAAAUAGACAAAAUGGUGAUUGAUGUUUAUAAGAUGUUUUUCCCGGAUAUAGCAGUUGGUUACCAGGAUCCUCGAGUGCAUGUUCAUAUCACUGAUGGAAUUGCCUUCAUCAAUUCUGCUACUGAGGGCACUUAUGAUGCUAUUAUAUUGGAUGCUUUCAACCCAAUGGGACCUAUUGCAGAAGUGCUUGCAGAUAACUGCUUCUUGGAGUCAGUAGCAAAGGCUCUUCGACCCGGUGGAGUGCUGUCUGCUCCAGCAGAAAGCUUGUGGCAUGAGAACUUUAUCAUUGCAGAUACCAUAGCAGAUUGCAAGAAGAUAUUCAAGGGCUCCGUCAACUAUGCUUGGACCACAGUUCCUACAUAUGCAAGUGGUGUAAUUGGAUUUAUGCUUUGCUCAACGGAGGGUCCCCCAGUCAACUUCAAACACCCAAUAAAUCCACUGAAUCCAGAGCACAAUGGGGUAGCAAAGGGACCUCCCAAGUUUUAUAACCCAGAGAUCCAUGCUGCUGCAUUCUGUCUGCCUUCUUUUGUGGAGAAGGUUAUUGAUCCAAAAAAGACAUUGACAAAGAACUCUGAGUAGUGUUUAGGAAUUUCUGUUAAACUUUGUAUUCACAAAGAACUCUGAGUAUU
Messenger RNA from Gastrolobium bilobum, 1091 nucleotides. Its product is annotated as spermidine synthase 1-like. The record is from RefSeq and is a predicted model, not a curated record. The transcript has 9 exons. Gene Ontology annotation, molecular function: spermidine synthase activity. NCBI's taxonomy places the organism in Eukaryota, Viridiplantae, Streptophyta, Magnoliopsida, Fabales, Fabaceae. Bases 1 to 1041 code for a protein of 346 amino acids. Gene Ontology annotation, biological process: spermidine biosynthetic process. Gene Ontology annotation, cellular component: cytosol.